Dunckerocampus dactyliophorus (ringed pipefish) is the source of this 2222-nucleotide messenger RNA. RefSeq names its product RNA binding motif protein 24a (gene rbm24a). The transcript is spliced from 4 exons. Gene Ontology annotation, molecular function: mRNA 3'-UTR binding. Lineage: Eukaryota; Metazoa; Chordata; Actinopteri; Syngnathiformes; Syngnathidae. Bases 173 to 886 code for a protein of 237 amino acids. Gene Ontology annotation, cellular component: cytosol. The record is from RefSeq and is a predicted model, not a curated record.
GACACGAGCCGCCGAGUCCUGAUGGUCUCCCCGGGAAGAAGAAGCUAAAACCUCCUGCAACUACCUCCUCCAUCCGGGCUGGAGAACUCUCCGCUUUCCUUUGACGUCAUCCAAAGAAACACCCAGAAGGAGACUUUUUUGCACUUUUUGUGUUUUUCUUUUUGCACUGACGAUGCACAGCACGCAGAAGGACACCACCUACACCAAGAUCUUCGUAGGAGGUCUUCCUUACCACACCACCGACUCCAGUCUCAGGAAAUACUUUGAGGUGUUCGGGGAGAUCGAGGAGGCGGUGGUCAUCACCGACAGGCAGACCGGAAAGUCUCGGGGAUAUGGAUUCGUGACGAUGGCGGAUCGUUCCGCAGCGGAUCGAGCGUGUAAAGAUCCCAAUCCCAUCAUUGAUGGCCGGAAAGCCAACGUCAACCUGGCAUACCUGGGAGCUAAACCUCGCCUCAUGCAGCCAGGUUUUACUUUUGGAGUCCCCCACAUUCACCCAGCUUUCAUCCAAAGGCCUUAUGGCAUCCCCGCCCACUACGUGUACCCUCAGGCCUUCGUGCAACCCAGCGUGGUCAUCCCUCACGUGCAGCCCGCCGCCACCGCCGCCGCUCCUCCUGCCGCCGCGUCCUCCCCUUACAUCGACUACACUGGAGCGGCCUACGCGCAGUACUCGGCCGCCGCCGUCAGCGCCGCGGCUGCCGCCGCGUACGAGCAAUAUCCCUACGCGGCCUCCCCUGCUGCCGCUGGGUACGUGGCCACCGCCGGGUACGGCUACGCGCUCCAGCAGCCUCUAGCCGCCGCUGCCACCCCGGGUUCGGCCGCCGCUGCCGCCGCCGCCGCCUUCGGCCAGUACCAGCCACAGCAACUGCAAGCUGACCGCAUGCAAUAGCGGUCGCUGCCAACGGUGGGGCGCACAGGAAGUGGAUGCUGAUUGGUCGAUUAUGAUGAUGAUGAUGGUGAGGUGGCAACUUUUUUAACUUGCUGUGCUUCAACCAAAAACUAAGAAAUACGAAAGGAAGUACUUCUACAAAUACAGGAAGUGAGAAUCCCGUUGCUGUCUUUAACGUUUGUCACACACUGACAGCUCGCCUUGUCCUGGCUGGACCUUUCUGAUAAUCAGGGAAAUGUUUGCAGCGUGACCUCUUGUCAGGAACCACCUUGGAUUAAUGCUGAAACCCCGCCCCCACACCCCCAGCACGUUUCUCCAACGUAAAGCAAACACGAAAAGUGGAAAUGUCAUCAAAGAGCUUUCAAUGACAGGAAAUAAGAACGCAAAGGGGACACAGUGUUGUUGUUGUGCUGGUGGGGGAUGUGGGGAUGUGGGAGGGUGUGAGUCGAGGUGGCUGUCGGACUGUGAACCCCCACCACCUGCAUCCCCCCAGCGCCACCCAGACGGAUCACUCUGGAAACUGGUUUGUCGAGCUGUCACAUUCUAAUCUCUCCCCCCCCCUCCAAAAAAAAAAAUGGUGGGGGCAAGUUUACAGCCCACCGCCCAAUAUAGAGGCCCCACCCCAGCCCCCAGUCGCUGGGCCAUGUCAGCACUUCCACCUCCUGCAAAUCUACCCGGCAACCGCCUGCCUCAAGCGUGCCUGACUUCCUGUUUCACUGCUAUUUAAAACAUCCAGUAUUUAAAGUAUUUAUUUUUCUGGACUAGUAGUGGCGGUACUGUAUUCAUAAUAUUACUGUGUACUCAUCUCAAGGCAUAUAUACGACAUAACUUAUUGAUUAGCUUUAGUUUUAAUAUUAUUAUUAUUAUAUAUUAACAUACUCAACCAAAAAAAACCAACCAAGAUUUAGUAGCUAUUUAAGAUACAUGCACUGUACUUUUAUUUUUAUUUUCAACUCUAGCUGGCGUUUUUUUUUUUUUUUGUAAAUGGAGGAAUUUAUUUAAAUCCAUGCAGGUUGUACUCAUCUGUGUAAAAAAAAUCAUUUUGACAAAAAAAAUGCUGCUUUUUCAGCUAGAAUGUAUGAAGUCGUCAGUAGCUGUGCUUACAGUAUUUUAUCCUUUGCUUCAUAUUCAUCCCAUGGGCUGUUUUACAAUGUUGGGAAUGUUUUUAUACUUGAACUAUUUCUUACAAGGGAAACGAGAGAAAUAAAUGACACACAUUUUUUAAAAAAAGAAAAGCUUUUCAUUGUCACUGGAUGAAAACAUGUCAAGUGUUUCUAUUUCUAUGCAAAAACUUUUAUUUUACUCCAAAUUGGAAUAAAAUGUUCUAUAUUUCAAA